Pristis pectinata (smalltooth sawfish) is the source of this 1203-nucleotide messenger RNA. It is a transcript of the gene angptl5, whose product is annotated as angiopoietin-like 5. The record is from RefSeq and is a predicted model, not a curated record. Lineage: Eukaryota; Metazoa; Chordata; Chondrichthyes; Rhinopristiformes; Pristidae. The transcript has 8 exons. The coding region runs from base 211 to 1203 and encodes 330 amino acids.
CUCAUCGCUUCCCAGUUUCAUAUCGUUGUGGCUCAGUGGUUGAAACCGCGCAGGAAGUCUGCAUCUCUGCAAUUGUUCCAGUUGGUUGACAAUGAUUUGGAUACUCAAGAAGACAUUUUAAACAGCUCAGGAGCAAACUUCAAUCAACCAGAUGGAAAUGAAAUUCGUGCCAGAAGCCACAACUUUCCAGCAAAUGUUCCAAACAAAACCAUGGACGGUGUCAGACCAUGUGAGAUGCCAAGAAGAACAUUAAAAGAAGAAAAGCAUUAUCUGUGCAGAAAUUUACAUGCAACUCUUGCUUCCUACACAAGAAACACCAAGAAACUUAUUCGAAAUAUGAUGGAAAGGCAGCAACAAUCUGUAGACUACCUAGCAAAACAGAUGAGGGAGUUGAUGAACAGAAUGCAUCUUUUAAACUCAGAGUUCCUGACAACUGAUACUCAUCAAUUUCCUACCAGACCAGUUCAGUCACAUGGUUUUGACUGCACUGAUAUUAAAGACACUCUAGGCUCUUUAUCCAGAGCACCAAGUGGAAUCUACAUAAUUCAACCAGAGGGUGCUGAUUACCCAUUUGAGGUGUUCUGUGAAAUGGACUUUAUGGGUGGAGGCUGGACUGUGAUUCAGAAACGGAUUGAUGGAACCAUUGAAUUUGUGCGAACCUGGGCAGAAUACAUGGAUGGCUUUGGUGAUCUUAGUGGAGAGUUCUGGCUGGGACUAAGGAACAUUUUCCACAUAGUGAAUCAGAAAAAUGUUAAGUUCAAUCUUCUCAUGACCUUUGAAUCAGACGAUGAAACCACAGCUUAUGCAUCUUAUGAGGAUUUUUAUAUUGGUGAUGAAAGUGAACAGUUCAAGCUACGUUUAGGUCACUUUACUGGAACAGCUGGAGAUGCAUUUCGAGGGUAUGGAUCACAGGAUGAUGAGAAUGGAAUGCCCUUCAGUACUUUUGAUUGUGACAAUGAUGGUUGUAAUCCACAGUGUAAUAUACAAGGACAUUUGGUUGACAGCUGCAGUGUUCACCACAAUAAAACUGGCUGGUGGUACAAUCAGUGUGGCCUGGCCAACUUGAAUGAAGCUCAUCUCAUGACAGAAAAAUCGCUUACUUCCCAUAUUCGUUGGGAGACAUGGAAACAAAAUGGGGUACCGAUCAAAAUUAAGUCAGUUUCAAUGAACCUCUUGCGAUCCCGUCCGCAUUUGCAGGGAUGA